This is a messenger RNA of Brettanomyces bruxellensis, 909 nucleotides long. RefSeq lists its product as uncharacterized. The transcript has a single exon. The coding region runs from base 1 to 909 and encodes 302 amino acids. Lineage: Eukaryota; Fungi; Ascomycota; Pichiomycetes; Pichiales; Pichiaceae. The record is from RefSeq and is a predicted model, not a curated record. Gene Ontology annotation, molecular function: lactoylglutathione lyase activity; metal ion binding.
AUGGUCUCAGGAAUUACAAACCUCACAUCACUUCAUGUCUCAAACCUUAAAGCUUCUGUGAAGUUUUAUAAAGACGCAUUUGGAUUCAAAGAGCUUUCACAUGUGAAAACAGCUAAGUAUGAAUCAUCUUUCAUUGGUUUGGACACUUCUAAGCAUCCUGGAUAUGGAAAACCGAUUUCCCAAAGAAGUGGCGUUGUUGAAUUAAGACAAGAUUCUACUUCUGUGAAAAUAUACAACGGAAACACCGAGCCCUACAGAGGAUUCGGACAUCUUUGUGUUUCUGUCUCGAAUAUUGUUGCAGCUCAGAAGCAUUUAUUGGCUGCUGGUGUAACAUUCAAGAAGAGAUUGGAGGAUGGUAGACAAAAAGACAUUGCUUUUGUCCAGGAUCCGGAUACAUACUGGAUUGAGUUGAUCGAGAACAAACUCGACAAGAAAGAUGGCGUUUAUGACAUUGAAUCAAACAGAUUGAAUCAUACUAUGAUCAGGGUUAGGGAUCCACAGAAAAGUCUUGCCUUUUACCAAGGAGUUCUUGGAAUGAAGUUGUUCAAGAAGAAGGAUUUCCCUAAUGCCAAGUUCACUUUGUACUUCUUGGGUUAUGACAGCGACCCUAACUAUGUUGAAGAUAGUGAUGACGUUGUCUACAGAGCUAGAAGAGAGUCUAUUCUUGAGCUUACCCACAAUUGGGGAACCGAGUCUGAUGAUAAAUUCUCAUACUACGUUUUUGGCAAGGAUCAGGGUAUUGUUGGUUUUGACCAUUUCGUCGUUUCAAUUCCGGAUGCUGAGAAGUUUUCAAAGGAACUUGGUGACAGUUCUAGUGUUGUUUCUAAGUACAAUGAAAAUCCAGAUGCUAAAAACGCAGUUGUGCUUCAGGACCCAGAUGGAUACAAAGUCUACGUUCAAUCUCAGUGA